CUUGCAAAUGAGUUCCCAUUUCUCUUACAAAUCAAUCGUACAAUGUUUUAUGUUAUAAAAAACGACUUUGCUAGGAUUAGUAUGACUAUUUUUUAGAAAAUGGUGAUCACUUGUUAUUUUUCCCGUAAUUCAUUUUUAAUAGUUUAGUUAUCUCAAAUCAAAAAUAUAGAUGUCAUAAUUAUUUAUAAUGAUUUUAGAAGCACCAAAAUCCUUUUUGACCAGAGUAAUCCCCUACCAAACAUUGCUAGCUUGUGACACAAGUGAAACCCUAACCUACCAAAUUCUUCUCGUUACAAUCUCUCCGAAAAAUUGCCAGUAAACUAUAGUCGUCAUCGUAGAUCGGUAUAGUAGAACAAAGAUUUGAAUCGACAAAAGGCCCUCUCAAGAUUGAAGGUCGUUGGUUCACUUUAAAGGAAGAUGAACGGCGGCCCAUCUGGUUUCAAUAAUGCUCCGAUCACUAGAACCUUUGUCAUUGCGUGUUGUGUGUUCACGAUCGUGUUUGGGAUCCAAGGUCGUUCAAACAAGCUCGGAUUGUCUUAUCAGGAUAUCUGGAAGAAGCUUCAGUUAUGGAAACUGAUUGUUUCAACUUUUACAUUUUCAUCUACACCAGAGCUCAUGUUUGGUGCUUAUCUUCUAUACUACUUUCGUGUGUUUGAGAGACAAAUUGGUUCUAACAAAUAUGCUGUGUUUGUCUCAUUCUCUAUAAUUGUGUCUUCACUGCUACAGCUUUUUGGCCAAGCAUUUCUUAAUGAUCCAACUUUGAGUGUGCUUACAUCUGGACCCUAUGGCCUUAUAUUCUCUUCCUUUGUUCCAUUCUAUUUUGACAUUCCUGUUUCAACACGGUUUCGUGUGAAUGCUCUAAGUUUCUCAGACAAAUCUUUCAUUUAUUUAGCUGGUCUUCAGCUUCUAUUAUCAUCUUGGAAAAGAUCCCUAGUUCCAGGUCUAUGUGGCAUCCUUGCUGGCACUUUAUAUCGGUUGAAUGUACUACGCAUCCGCAGGCUUAAGUUCCCAGAGUUGAUAGCCUCCUUUUUCUCAAGGCUUUCUUUGCCAUCUGUGGGGAGUGCAUCACCUGCUCCACCAUCUAGAAAUGGACCAUCCUUUGCAGCUCGUCAAGUUGAGGGUAAUUAUCGAAUUCAGCCAGACAAGCCCUUGUUCAUGCCAGAAACGACAUCAAUGCUGCUACAAAUAUUCUUCUUGAGUCACAAGUUCAUUAAUCACAUUCACAGAUAUUCUCUAUGCUCCAGUUUUGAGUUGAAGAUGAUAGGAUAAUCUGCUCUUCUAGAAGAACUCUGCAAACUUGUUUAUGGUGUUUUGUUCAAAGUUUAGUUUCGUUUUAUUUACUGUCAUGUUUUUUUUCUUUUUUACUAAUGAUAGAGAUGUGUAUACUCGUGAAACUAGAAUCAUGUAGGGUUAAUUAUCGGACACUAGAAAAUGCGUUUUGACAAAAAAAAAAUUUAUCAAUGGGACCAAAAAUUGUAAUAUUUUGUCCCUACUAGAAAGGUGGUUGCUUUAGAUCUCUUUGUUUGUGGAAAAGACGUGAAUGCUCGCUUUGAAAAUAGUCCUAAAAGAUUCUCUUGUGUCACAAAAGUUAAUGUUGAAUUGUGAGGUAUAUUGAUGUAUUUUGGUUUUGUUAUCAAUAUGGGUAUAGCUCGUCUAUAUCUUUUGUUCAUAAUAGCACAGAGAAUUUAUACUUGUUUUUACAGGUAAUACCGUUAACAUGAAAUGUUUAAACUGCUUAG
Messenger RNA from Lactuca saligna, 1739 nucleotides. The record is from the annotation of a GenBank genome assembly. Lineage: Eukaryota; Viridiplantae; Streptophyta; Magnoliopsida; Asterales; Asteraceae.